Molecule: messenger RNA, 3701 nt
Organism: Centropristis striata (black sea bass)
Lineage: Eukaryota; Metazoa; Chordata; Actinopteri; Perciformes; Serranidae
Gene: gucy2g
Product: guanylate cyclase 2g
Exons: 22
Coding region: 1-3333 (1110 amino acids)
Biological process (GO): protein phosphorylation; intracellular signal transduction; receptor guanylyl cyclase signaling pathway
Cellular component (GO): membrane
Molecular function (GO): peptide receptor activity; protein kinase activity; guanylate cyclase activity
Source: RefSeq, a predicted model, not a curated record
AUGAGGCACGUGUUGGUGCUCCACUUCACGCUCGCAGCUGCAGCCACCGUGGUCAGUAACGACACCAGCCGCUCCCACCGGCUCGUCAUCGGCUUCCAGGCUCCCUGGAACGUGUCGUUCCCCUUCAGCGCCCUGCGGCUCGGCUCGGCCAUCCAGAUCGCCGUGGAGAAGGUGAAUGCCAACCCCUCCUUCCUGGGGAACUACAGUCUGGACUUUGUGUACACGGACACAGACUGUAAUCCCAAAGCCUCCCUGGGAGGAUUUAUUCACCAGGUGUGGAAGGAAAACGUGUCUGCACUGUUUGGUCCUGCGUGUCCCGAAGAAGCCGAGGUCACCGGUCUCAUUGCGUCCACAUGGAACAUCCCCAUGUUCAGUUUUGUGGGACAAUCCUCCAAAAUGGACAACAGCAACAUCUACGACUCCUACGUCAAGAUAGUUCCCCCUCUGAAAAGGAGCGCCGAGGUGCUGAUGAAGACCCUGGAGUUCUUUGACUGGAAACACGUGGCGAUGAUCGGAGGCGGACUGGACUCAAACACUUGGGACAAAGUCGACGCUUUGUGGAAAACCAUUGAGAAUCCGCUGAGAGCAAACUUAAAACUGGUCGCCGCCAUCAAGUUUGACACCAGCAACCCUCAGCUGGUCUACAGAAACAUUAAGUUCAUCUCCACCGUCGCCAGAGUGAUUGUGGUCCUGACGAACAGCGAGGACUCCAUGUCUCUGCUGCUGGAGGCCGAGCGGCAGGGUCUGAUGAACGGAGACUACGUCUUCUUCCUGGUGCAGCAUUUUGAGGUCAGUGGCACCGUGGAUAAUUUGUGGAAAUAUGCCUUGAACAGCAGACUAAACCACGCUGCCAUCAGAGCCUUUGACAUGGCCUUCGUCAUCGGACAGAAAUCCUACGACGGCUACGACUAUUAUGACUUCUUUGAUCAGGUUUUUGAAAGACUGAAAGGACGCCCGUUUUACAGCAACCUGACCUCUGAGAGUGAGGUGAGCCCUUACGCUGCCUACCUGCACGAUGCGGUGCUUCUUUACGCCAUGGGACUGAAGGAAGUCAUCAAAGACGGAAAAAACCCUCAUGAUGGAAAGCAGCUGCUGCAGAGAUUAAAGAAUAAAAGCAACAUUCGGUUUUAUGGUGCCUCUGGACUAGUCCACUUCGACGAAGAGGGGGAGAGGAAUUUGGACUAUUCCAUUUAUGACCUGCAGCACACAGGAGAAACCACCAAGUUUGUACCGAUCCUCAAUUUCGACAGUCACACCAAAGAAGUCCGACCCACGUCAAUGUUUGGUUCUGUGGUCUGGCCAAGAGGAAGACGUCCUGCUGAUAAACCAGAGUGUGGAUUCAACAAUGAGCUCUGUGAAUGGCUCAUUAAUGACAUCGCCCUGCUGGCUCUGCUCGUGACCUUCCCCGUCAUCGGUGUGCUGGCGGUUCUGUGCAUCGGGGUCCUCAUCCUGCAGAAGUUUCGGCUCCAGACGAGGCUGGACGACUCCUGCUGGUGGCUGAUCAGCUACAGCGACAUCACCAUCAUCAGGGAGCAAGGAGGGGUUCAGGGUUCCUCUCUGAGCACCACAGCCAGUCAGAGCAUGAGCAGCAGCUCUCAGUCCAACUUCUCCAACAACAGCUACGGUCUGAGGGACAAGAUGGGGAGAGAGAACGUCUUCACCACCAUCGGCCUCUACCAGGGAAAUCAAGUGGCCAUCAAGUACUUGAAGAACCACAUUGUCGGCAACUACCAGAAACCCUCAAUUGUUGAAGAGUUCAAUGUGAUGAAAGAGAUGAAACAUGAGAACUUGGUUCAGUUCUUUGGUGCUUGCAUCGAGCAGCCGAAUGUCUGUUUGAUCACCCAGUACUGCAGAAAAGGCAGCCUGAAGGACCUUCUGAAGUCUACAGAUGUUGAGCUGGACGGGAUGUUUAAGCUGUCAUUUGCUUAUGACAUUGUCAAUGGAAUGGAGUUCAUUCACAAAAGUAACCUGAGGUUUCAUGGGAACCUGAAGCCCAGCACAUGUCUGGUGGACAGUCGACUCCAGAUAAAACUCUCCGGCUUCGGUCUGUGGGAGUUUAAAUACGGGAGCAAAAACAAGAUUGUCUCACUGGAAAACCCAAAUUAUGAAGAGAUGUUUUGGAGAGCUCCGGAGCUCCUGAGACAAGUUGGUCUCCAUGUCAUUGGGACGCCCAAAGCGGACGUCUUCAGCUUCGCUAUCAUCAUGUGGGAGCUCAUGUACAACGCCAAGUCUGGUCCAUAUCACGAAGUCAACCUGGAGCCCAAAGAGAUUAUCAUGCAGCUGCGGACGCCUUUCCAAGGGGAGUUCCUGCGGCCGGCGCUGUCUGCGGAGCUGUGUGAGGAGAACGUCAACCUGCUGCUGAAGGCGUGCUGGAAUGAAAACCCCGACCACCGACCGCCGUUUGCAUCGAUACGGAGACAGCUGAGGGACAUGAGCCCAGACAGUCAUGCAAAUAUUCUGGAUAAUAUGGUGGAAAAGUUGGAGAAAUAUGCAAAUCACUUGGAGGAGGUGGUGGAGGAGAGGACCAAUCAGCUCACAGCAGAGAAGACCCGAGCAGACAAGCUUCUCUCCAGCAUGUUACCAAGAUACAUCGCAGAUCAGCUGAUGGUGGGGAAGUCAGUGGAGCCGCAGAGCUACGACAUGGUGACCAUCUUCUUCUCCGACAUUGUGGGCUUCACGUCCAUGUGCUCCGUCAGCUCCGCCAUGGAGGUGGUGACGUUCCUCAACGACCUCUACAGCCUCUUCGACGACAUCAUCAAGAUGUACGACGUCUAUAAAGUGGAAACUAUUGGUGAUGCCUACAUGGUGGCCAGUGGUCUCCCCAUCAGCAACGGCUACCGCCACGCCUUAGAGAUUUGUACCAUGGCUCUGCAUUUUCUGAGCUCCAUCAAGGUCUUCAGAAUCCACCACAUGCCCAAUGAAAGUCUUGCAAUUCGCAUUGGGAUACACUCCGGUCCAGUGGUGGCUGGAGUGGUGGGCACCACAAUGCCUCGAUACUGUCUGUUUGGUGACACGGUGAACACAGCCUCGCGCAUGGAAAGCAACAGUUUACCCCUGAAGAUUCACAUAUCUCAGUGCACCGCCGACAUCCUGGUCCAGGCUGGAUCAUUUGAGCUGGAGGAGAGAGGGGAAGUGGAAAUGAAGGGCAAAGGGCUUCAUAAGACUUACUGGCUGCUGAGCAAACAGGGAUUUAAUCCUCCUCUUAUUGCUCACAGCUCUCCACCAGCCGACAGUUUCAAACCACUAACAGAGAAACAGGGAAUACCCAGAGUGGCUGAGAAAAGGGUCCACAAACCCCUGACCAAAGCUAUGAUGACUGCAGUGCACAUCUGAAGAACAACUGGAUCUUCAGACCAGAUUUUAGACAAAGGAAUAUCUUACAUGGUCUCACAGAACGCAAAACAACUUCAGAGGAGAAAAUGAAAUGUCGACAGAGACUUUUGAGUGAUAAAAUAUAAAGUAGAGCUGAGAACCUGGAUUAUAAAACUUGUUUUUUGUUUUUCUUUCUUGCUGAAGAAGGCUAAGAUACUGUUUAAUGUGAUUUUUUUCUGUGUUUUUGUACAGAUACAAAUCCACCCUCUUAUAAAGGAUAAUCUGAUUAUGUGCAAAAAAAUACUGUUAAAAAACCUCCUUCUUGGACAAAAAUGUCUGCAUCCAAAAACCUUUAUAAAUAUUAUAGAUAAUAUAUAAUAUAAAUAUCA